Messenger RNA from Thalassophryne amazonica, 2880 nucleotides. RefSeq names its product serine/threonine-protein kinase Nek5-like. NCBI's taxonomy places the organism in Eukaryota, Metazoa, Chordata, Actinopteri, Batrachoidiformes, Batrachoididae. The record is from RefSeq and is a predicted model, not a curated record. The transcript has 19 exons. The coding region runs from base 420 to 2039 and encodes 539 amino acids.
CUCUAGAAUAUCUUCUUAGCCAGCGGCACCAUGAAAGUGAAGCUGGGGGACUUUGGAAUUGCAAGAAUGUUGAAUAACACCAUGGAGCUGGCCAGGACUUGUGUUGGGACACCGUACUACCUCUCCCCAGAGAUCUGCGAGAAUCGUCCCUACAACAAUAAGACGGAUGUAUGGGUCUCUGGGGUGUGUCCUCUAUGAACUCUGCUCCCUGAGACAUCCAUUUGAGGGUAGCAGCCUACGACAGCUGGUUAAUAAGAUCGUCAGGGGCGCUACGACCAGUAUCAAAUCGCUACUCCUAUGACCUUCGGCUGCUGGUUACCCAACUGUUCAAGGUCAACUCGCGGGACCGUCCCUCAGUCAGUUCUGUCCUCAAGCGUCCCUUCCUGGAAAAGCACAUCAGCAAACACCAGGAACCCCAGAUGAUACAGAAGGAGUUUUGCUGCUGUGUACGACACAGAAACGAUGCAGCAGCUUCACCGACCUGCAAAACAGGAUCAUAUCCAGGACCAGCAACUCAGGGACAAGAGAAGAAAGAGAAGUGUAGAACUGCUGGGGGGCAAGGAGAUAUGGAAAAGAACCCACCUACCAAACCAGAGUGGAGGGUUCCAUUCAAAGUCUGCAACCCGAAAGUUUUCCAUCAAAGACCAGGACCACGUGUUCAUCCUGCAGGCAGAGAAGCUGUAGAGCAGCAGAACCAAGGGAGUAACAUCCAAGACCCAGUCAGCUGUUACCAGCACCACCACGGUCAUCUUGAUGCCUUUCAGAGGAAGAAUAACAACCGUGGCCUUCCUCAUCCUGUCCAGGAGGAAGACAAGGAGCGUUAUGAAGUUCCUUCUGUUUUUCAGCCAUACCAGCUGGUGGCUGCAGCUCGUAAUGAAUACCUGCAGAGGUGCCAGGAGGCCAACCAGUACAAGCUGAGAGCAGAGAAACAGCUGGGCCUCCGUCCAUGUACGGCCGAGUGCUACAGGAAGCAUGGUGGUCAGGGGCAGGAGGCGGGAAGAUAUGAACACCAAAACACACCGCAGGACAAGAAGCAGGCGGGACAACAGGAGUACCUGCGGCAGCUGGAGCUGAUUAGAGAACAGUAUCAGCAGGACAUGAAAGAGCUGAGACUGCGGGCUGAAACAGAGGCCCUGCCACAAAACAAACAUGGAACAUUUGUGGUGGAGAAACCCAGAGAACCAGAACCAGCAGUAGUGAGUAAAGAACAGCAGAAUACCUCACUGGCACAGGACAUUGAAGCAGCUCUGAGUCAGAUCAGACAGGACAGGAAACAGCUGCAGAGGAAACACAAAGACAAGAAGGGAAUCAUGUUUGAGAUUCGGCUUGAUGAUGAGGAGGUGAAAGAAGACACAGAGGAGCAGAAGGAUGGGCAAGGAGUGGAGGAGAAGAUGAAUGAUGGAAGAGAAGAGGAGGAGGAGGAUGUGGACCUUCUGAACCAGACGCUGAGCUUCCAGGCUGGAGAAGAGCUGCAGGUCAGAGAUUGGACAGAGAUGAGGAGGGCAUGGAGCCGGAGGACUCCCCAGACGCUGCUGGACGCCCUCGCACACAUGACCUUUGCCUCUGUGUGUAGCAGCGUGGCUGAGGCUGAACAUGGUAUGGAGGCAGCAGGGCGCCUGCAGUGGGACGAUGGUCCUCCCGUUACUCUGCUGAAUGCUCUCGCUCAGGCUGAGCUCACUUCAUCCACUCUGGGCUCAAUAACAGCAGAGUUAAAGGCAAAGAAAGAUGACAGCGAGGAGGAAGACUCUGACAUGGAGAUGAAUGAAGAGCGUCUGGAGCCGAGGUCAGAUGACGAUGACACGAACUUUGAGGAGUCAGAGGAUGAACUGAGAGAAGCUGUGGCCGACUCCAUGAGGAACCUGUUGUUCCUGGACACCAACUUGAGCUCAAAUGGGGCAGAGAGCAGUACUGCGAAUGCAGCAGUGGAUGAUGGGAUAAAGGAGACUGAAAAUGGAGGUGCGGUGAGCUCUGUAGAUCAACAAAUCCAGCUGGAGGAUUCCACUGAGUCUGAAGGACCCGGCCGUCAGAAUGACGCGUGAAAUAAGCAGCAUCAGAUGAGCUGAGUGAUCUUAAAUUCUGUAGUCUGUGGUGGACCAUGACAACAUUACAGUAACUUUAAAAGUUCUUGUUACUAGAGCUAAAUUUAGUCUGUCUGGUGUUGGUCUGAUAGGCAAAGAGUCUUUUAACAUGUGGCCCGUAUAUGCACUUUGUGGCACUCUUUUCUUCAGAUCUGUGAAUCAUUAUUUACCAGUAAAGCAGAUUAACUUCCCUUUCUUAAUCUGUCAUAAAGUGAAAAGGAUUUCUCUUCCUGCACUGACCAUUUCCUGCCACUGGAUGGCAGCAAACAAGAAGAAAUUCAUCUGUCAUGGUUGACAAUUGUAUUUUUGCAGUGUUGUAAUUGUUGAAAAACUCAGAACAGUUUCCAGAUUAACAGACUUAAAAUGUAACGGCAAGCUCUUUCUAAAUAAAAUAUUUUAUUUAGUUAUUUUUUUACUUUCUUAAAUAUAUCCAUGCUUUGAACCAUUCACAAACAGAAUGCAGUAACAACAAUUAAACAAGAGAUUUGGUCAAUAUCGCAAUACAAUGUAUUUUAAGGGUUUCUUGAACACGCAUGCACGCACACACACACACACACACACAUAUAUAUAUACUUAUAUAUAUAUAUAUACAUAUAUACAUAUAUGUAUAUAUAUAUAAAUAAAACAUUAAAUAAUAAAAGUCAUUCUCUAACAGUUAAAUAAAUUGCUGAUCAAUAAUUGAGGAACAGCAUUAAAACAAAGGUAGCGGCCGCAUUCCAGCACGCCGCAAAGAUAUGCAACUAUAUCAAAGAAAACAAAGAGUUAAAAAAAACACUCCAUUAUUACCGCUGAUUCAAUUCCA